AUGGAUGGAGAGGUUCAACGAUAUGCCCGUCAGAAUAUCAAUGCCGCUGGUCUGGGUAUUCGUAACAUUCGUUCCGGCGCUGCUACGGUAGCGGUUUAUGUUCGUUUCCUCAACCUGACGGAUGUAGAUGUGGAUGGAAGGGGAAUCCGUUAUGGUCAAUUGAAGAAAUCGCAAUAUUUGGAUAUAAGUACCUACGAAGGUCACCCGUGGAUAUUUAGAGAGUCAGGAGUUGGAGAUCUACUUAUAGGACAACCUGGUCGGAUUUCUAAAGUUGUGCAAAGUUUGCUUGUCCAUCGACUUCAAUAUGUAAGCAUGUUUGAACCGAAUCCUCUGGUUGGACGGCGUCUUCGAGCCACAGUACGACGAUACAUGAACCCUUCGCUAGAGAUGCCUGAGCCUUUACCCCCUCUUCGCGAUGUUGCAAGAGAAGAUCCUGGGGAGAAUGCUGAACAAAUGGAGGAGUAA
Molecule: messenger RNA, 465 nt
Organism: Cooperia oncophora
Lineage: Eukaryota; Metazoa; Nematoda; Chromadorea; Rhabditida; Trichostrongylidae
Source: the annotation of a GenBank genome assembly